This is a messenger RNA of Chionomys nivalis (European snow vole), 4965 nucleotides long. It is a transcript of the gene Wipi2, whose product is annotated as WD repeat domain, phosphoinositide interacting 2. Bases 216 to 1553 code for a protein of 445 amino acids. Gene Ontology annotation, molecular function: protein binding; phosphatidylinositol-3,5-bisphosphate binding; phosphatidylinositol-3-phosphate binding. Lineage: Eukaryota; Metazoa; Chordata; Mammalia; Rodentia; Cricetidae. Gene Ontology annotation, cellular component: extrinsic component of membrane; phagophore assembly site membrane; cytosol. Gene Ontology annotation, biological process: autophagy of mitochondrion; protein localization to phagophore assembly site; protein lipidation. The record is from RefSeq and is a predicted model, not a curated record. The transcript is spliced from 12 exons.
CCGCGCAAGCGCGUAGCCCGUCCCGGCUCUGGAGCAUAAACAAGAGUGGGGACGGGAUGAGGCGGCGGUUGGUCCCCACUCAGCAAGUGGCGGCGGGCGAGGGCGCAAGCCGGACUGGGCGCAGAUCUUGAGUGGAACACGCUCCCGCGGGCCGCCCGAGUUGCGCCGCGUGCGCUCCCGCGAAGGGGGUCCGAGCCCGUCGCGCGCGCGCAGCCAUGAACCUGGCGAGCCAGAGCGGAGAGGCCGGCGCCGGCCAGCUGUUGUUCGCCAACUUCAACCAGGAUAACACGUCCCUAGCGGUUGGUAGUAAGUCUGGGUAUAAGUUUUUCUCCCUUUCUUCUGUGGAUAAGCUGGAACAGAUCUAUGAAUGCACUGACACAGAAGAUGUGUGCAUCGUGGAGAGAUUGUUUUCAAGCAGCUUGGUAGCCAUCGUCAGCCUCAAAGCUCCCAGGAAACUGAAAGUUUGCCACUUUAAGAAGGGAACUGAAAUAUGCAACUACAGCUACUCCAACACGAUACUGGCUGUGAAGCUGAACAGGCAGAGGCUCAUUGUGUGUCUGGAGGAGUCACUGUAUAUACACAACAUCCGGGACAUGAAGGUACUUCAUACCAUCCGAGAGACACCCCCAAACCCUGCAGGCUUGUGUGCACUGUCAAUAAACAAUGACAACUGCUACUUGGCGUACCCAGGGAGUGCGACCAUCGGAGAGGUGCAGGUCUUCGACACCAUUAACUUGAGAGCUGCAAACAUGAUCCCGGCUCAUGACAGUCCCUUAGCAGCCCUGGCUUUUGACGCAAGUGGGACCAAGCUUGCCACUGCUUCUGAGAAGGGGACUGUGAUCAGGGUAUUUUCCAUUCCAGAGGGACAAAAGCUGUUCGAGUUCCGGAGAGGAGUGAAGAGGUGUGUGAGCAUCUGCUCCCUGGCCUUCAGCAUGGACAGCAUGUUUCUCUCCGCAUCCAGCAACACCGAAACUGUGCAUAUCUUCAAACUUGAGGCCGUGAGGGAAAAACCUCCAGAAGAGCCCACCACCUGGACCGGCUACUUCGGGAAGGUGCUCAUGGCAUCUACCAGCUACCUGCCCUCUCAAGUGACAGAAAUGUUCAACCAGGGCAGAGCCUUUGCCACUGUCCGCCUACCAUUCUGUGGCCAUAAAAACAUCUGCUCAUUAACCACAAUUCAGAAGAUCCCACGGUUGCUGGUGGGAGCAUCAGAUGGCUAUUUAUACAUGUACAACCUGGACCCCCAGGAAGGUGGCGAGUGUGCCCUGAUGCGUCAGCACAGGCUCGAUGGCAGUAUGGAGACGACCAGCGAAAUUGUAGACUCUGCCUCUCACGACUGCCCCUUAGUAACACAGACGUAUGGCGCAGCAGCUGCCAAAGGUGCCUAUGUGCCCUCCUCCCCAACGAGGCUUGGUAAAGGGCAGGACACCAACUUAGAAGCCUACACAGAUGACCUGGGUGCCGUGGGGGGCACUUGCCUGGAGGAUGAAGCCAGCGCCCUGCGCUUGGAUGAAGACAGCGAACAUCCUCCCAUGAUUCUCCGGACUGACUGAUCCUGACCUGUGAACUCUGGCCCAGGAGCAGAGGACACUGGCCUGGCAGAGGACUUGUGCAUUGCUGCUAUGAACUUUGACCUGAAUUGAGGGAGAGGAUGGCAGAGACUUUAAAGCAAAGAGAUUGUAGUUCUAGUUUAUCCAUACUGUCGAGAAAAUACACUGUUUUCACUUCAGUGACUUUAAUCCUGCUUAUGAAUUUUAGCUUUUUAUUUUCUCUCACUCUUUAUUUUUUUUAUUUUUUUUUCUUGCCAAAAUUAACUGGUGAAGUCUGUGGCGUCUCCUUGCUUUGCAUGCGUGAUGUGCCAAGCCAGCAUAGGAGAGCCACCCCAUAGCAAAGCAGAGCGGUCAGGUCUCAUGGCAGGGCAUGAAUGAAGACGGCUCUGUGUGCAGAGGUCCUGCAGGGGCAGGGCCCAGCCACCCACUGAGACAGCCCCUCCUGGACCAUUUUCCUCCAAUUUAUAUUCUCUUUCCAGAUUGAAUCAUUCUGGAACUAGCUUUCUUUCUCCAUGGGGGACUGUUGUGUGGGGUCUUGUUCUCCAUGGGGAUCUUGAGGGAGAGGCAGUUUCUGCUCUGCACCUUCUUUUCUGGCAAUGUGCCCGGGCAGCCUGGAGCCAAGGAAGGCAAUCUCAUUUGUGUCAUUAAAUGCUCUGUCUCCUACUGUCCCCGUCCGCUAACUGUGGCUUGGUUUGUUGUUUUAAAGGAGAGUGUAGCUACUCCCGUGCCCAAAAAAGCACAAAGGUUUAAGAUGCUGCGUCAGCCGCCAGGCGUCAGUCUGCGCCUGGAGCUGUGCUGUCUGCCAGGGGCUCCCCUCUCUUCCCUCCCCAAAGUUAGCAGCAACAGGUAGAGAGGCCCCAGGGAGACAGUGGGUCCUCCCCCGACCCCCACCCCAGUGAUGUGCCUUUUCUUUCUCGGUCUAUAAGCGUGCAGGAAUGUGAUGUCAGGUUCCAGGUCUGCCCUCACUUCUGUUUGCUUUUUACUUUUUGGUGGCUUUGGGGGAAGUACAGAUUCACAUUACAUCCAGGGCUGCCCUAGAACUCAAUAUAUAGCCAGCACUGGCCUCAAAUUUAGAGCGGUCCCCCACCUCAACUUCCUGAGAGCUGGGAUCACAGGUACCACUGUGCCUAGCUCCUUUCUCAGCUCUACGGAAUGAAAAGUUCAGGUCUCAAAUCUGCAUUCUAAAUGGACCGUAGCAGUUACAAAGUUAUGAGUUAAGAAGUUAUGGGCUGUUACUUCUUCAUAAACGUGGCUUUAGGUGCAAGCAGGGAAUGAAGAGGAUGAUAUCGGAGUUCCAGGUUCUGCCAGCCUCGUCAGGCUUCUAGACAGGAGCAGCUGUAGUAGCGGUCUUUAGUUUAGCCUGGGUAAGUCUGGUAAUGUUUCUGCAGAGUGCAGUGGCUAGACAGACCUGCUGGUGUCUCCUGCUCUUGCUGUUCCCAGGGUGGCUAAUCACAUGGGUGGGGCACAAAGGCUGUCCACAGCUAGAUCUGACUGCUGGCAGGGCUGGGACUGGGGGUGCUGAACUUUAAGCUGUGCGUGGAACCCCAGCCUACCACAGUGGGUUGCUUCUCUAGGACAAUAAAACAGGUCUUUGCAGGACCAAGCACAACCAGGGAGUGCCGGCUAGAAGAGCCUGGGAAGCAAGCACACAGGGUUGACUGGGAGCUGGGGCUUCCUGGAACCAAAGAGCGAUGUCUGGAAUCAAGUGUGACUUACGUGCUGACUCUGGACUUGAACGCUGUGGGUUGGGGCCCAGCUCCACCUGCUGAGAUUUCUUCUCUCAGAAGUUAAUAUUCCAGACACGUGGAAUUCAUUUCUCCCUUUUGGCCCUCAGGCCUGAGGGCGGGUGUGGACAGGGGCAAGAGGAGCUCUCCGAGUCAGGACUCACCACUGGCAGAGCCAAUUGAGGGACUGAGUCAACUACAAUACACACCCAAGUGAUUGCUCACCACCAGGCCUCACACAGAUGGCCAUUUUUAAAUUUUCCAAAAUUAAGAGAAAAUUUUGGAAUCAGGUGUGGUACACACCUGUAAUCCCAGCAGUCAGGAGAGGAGGCAGGAGAAAUGCUGUGAGUUUGAAGCCAACCUAAACUAUACAGUGUGGGCAAGCCUGGCCUAAGGAAUGAGAACCUGUCUCCAAAAAAACCAAAGGAUGACGACUUUAAACAAAAAAAAUAAAAACACUGGGGAAUGAGAGUUUAAAAUCCCCCAAGUUUUUAAGAUUUGUAUGGAUUGGGACCAAAGCUUUUGUAUUUUCCAAAACAAUGAAAGCAAAAGUUGGAGCCCCUUGUCCUCCCUACACUAAUGUGAGCUGGGGCAGCUCGGGGGCCUUGGACUGGACUGUACAAGAAGAACCCUACCUCACAGGGCUGUUGUGAGGUGGGAGGGGAGCCCCAGCACUGGGCCUGGCCAGCAGUGGACCCCAAUAAACACUAAAACUGAAAUGUCUCACGGAGUAAAGUGCAUGGUUUUUGUUCUGCUCUUCUCUGCCUACAAAGCUAGGUGGGAGACCGAAAGACAGUUUCGUGUUUGAGGAUGUGUGUGGAUGUCUGCCCUGGCCUGUCCUGCUCCUUAGCAUAAAGGGGGCGAAGUAUAGUUAUCUUCCCUGGGGGUUGGUGGUGUGAAGACCACACACACGCGCGCACUGGGCAUCAAGCGAAUGAUGCAUUGCAGGGGCCCAGGGUUGCCUCCCCCGGCAACAAAUGCCCUGCCCAAUCAGGUAGCACCCCUCCACCUGGAGCUGCCCCAUUCUGCCCCUCUUGUGGACCCUGGAGCUUCGAGGCUGCAUCGGGUGCCGAGUCGGGCUUAGUAACUUCAUUCUCAGUCUCUUGGAGCCAAGACUUGACAGCAGGUGGGCUGCUUGGGAAAGACUAGAUAUUUUGGUCACAGCCCAGCUGAGAUGAGAAAUAUAUUCCUCGCUCAGCUCCACUCUCCGUGGUUCUUUUUGUUUCGUCUUUUAGAUGCUCUUACAGUUUAGCCCAGGCUGUGUUCACUCAGGAUCACCCUGCCUCUGCCUCCCGUGUUCUGGGGUUACAGGCACAAGCCAGCACAUCCAACUGAUUCAGUCAUACUUUUUUAUCAUGGUGUUGACAUCAAGAUGCAUGGUCCUACUGUCCCCUCCCUUGGUCUUUGUAGUACCUGCCCUCUGCAUGCUGGGAAUGGCCAGAUCACUUGUUCCUGUCGCGUGGUGUCCCAGGUGUGAGGAGGACUGGCCCAGGUCGGUGGUGGCCUGUGUGGGAAGUCUCCUGGAGGGUGAAGUUCGUUGGAAAUGCACACUGAUGGCUGCUUGCCAAGCACAUGGGUUUUUCUGUUUCGGUUCUUGCCCCUUGGCAUCUGGUACCAUUUACAGUCUGUGGGUUUUGAGAAGCACAAGGGACAGAAAAGGAACAACUAACUGCUCUGGAUUUAGAGACAUG